Diachasma alloeum is the source of this 1498-nucleotide messenger RNA. Its product is annotated as probable rRNA-processing protein EBP2 homolog. Gene Ontology annotation, biological process: rRNA processing; ribosomal large subunit biogenesis. Bases 218 to 1204 code for a protein of 328 amino acids. The transcript has 3 exons. NCBI's taxonomy places the organism in Eukaryota, Metazoa, Arthropoda, Insecta, Hymenoptera, Braconidae. Gene Ontology annotation, cellular component: nucleolus; preribosome, large subunit precursor; nuclear periphery. The record is from RefSeq and is a predicted model, not a curated record.
AGAGAGCAAUGGAAUGACGUCGAUCAUUUCGUGAGCCAUUGGGGGAAUGUUAUUUCAAAUCGUUUUUGUGAACAAUUUUACCUGUCGAUAAAACAGGGGAUUGUGGGGGGCAUUUGGCUACGAGCAUCGGCUUCAGUGCGACCUGAGUGCGACUUGAUGUGUUGUGCAUGUCUGUGGAGAGCUGUGAAGUUUGAUAGAGUGUAAACAUUUCUUAAUAAUGAAAAUGAAGAAAGAGAAGGUGAAGAGUAAGAAGAAGAUUGUCCCGGAGUCGGAUUCUGAGUAUGGAUCGUCAGAUGAAGAGCUGCAGGAGGCGUUUGCCAAGGGUUUGUUGAAGCCUGGGUUGAACUCGAUUAUUGAAGCGGAGAAGAAGGUCAGGAAGAAUAAUGUGGCCCAACUGAAGAAAAAAACCGAAGAAAUGAAGUUGAAGCUGGCUUGGCUGGAGCGUCUGGACAUAGUGAAUCCCCCGGCGCCUCUGGCCCCUGAAUUAGCGCUACAAAUGCAGGACACCGAGGAUCGUCGAAUGCGACUGGCAAAAGGGAACAGGAAGUUGCCUCAAUACAAACCAGGGGAGGACCCAGUCGUCAACGACUUCAAACGAGAAACCAUGUUCCAUCGUCAGGCCCAGGCAGCUGUAGUCGAUGGCAUCUCAAGAAUCAAGAAAUUCGGAAUUCCCACGAUUCGCCCUGACGACUACUUCGCAGAAAUGGUCAAGACUGACGAGCACAUGCACAAGAUUCGGGAGAAUCUGGCGAGGAAGCAACACGCGGCCCAACGAUCUGAGAAGGUCAGACAGUUGCGUCAGCAGAGGAAGGUGGGCAAGCAAAUGCAGAUCGAGGCGACUCUGAAGAAACACGCGGAGAAGAAGAAGAUGUUGGACGAGGUCAAGAAGUAUAGAAAGGGAAUCAGAAAGGAUUUGGAUUUCUUGGAUGAUAAGAAGAAGCCGGGGAGCAGGGGGCAAUCAGAUAAAGUCAAUUCGAGGGGUAAAAAGGGGAUGGAGAGGACGAGGAUGAAGAAUUCCAAGUUUGGGUUUGGGGGGAAGAAGAGGGGGAGCAAGCUGAAUACCAGGGAAAGUGCUGCUGAUGUCUCUGAGUGGAAGAGACCCAGCAAGUUCCCGACUAAAGGGGGAAAGGUCAAGAAGAUGGCUAGAAAGGCUGCGAGGCCUGGGAAAAAUAAGAGAGUCAGCAUGAAGGCGAGAAGAAAUUAAUUCUUAAGGACUCAGGUUUUUUGUAAAAUAAAUUGAUUAAUUCUAAGUGGAAUAGAGUUGAAUUUUCUGCUUUCUGUUUCCAUUUCUUCUGCUAGAUGAAUGAUUGAUGAAUGAGAUGCGACAUCAGGAUUUUUUUAUUCCAUUCUCUUUUCGAUAAUAAUAUGGGGAAAAUGAUGCGUCAAUUAAUGGGACGGGCACUAUUUUUUCGACAAUAAAUAUGUUUUUAAUAGACAUACAUCUCGUACGAGGUUACACGAUAUUAAUACAUGGUCAUUUAACUGUCCAGCAAUCAAA